AUGGAUUUUGAUAAACUGAGGAAGUAUCCGUGGGGUCUUCAUGCCUACGAUCUGCUUCUGGAUUCCAUAAAGAAAGCAAGGUUCAAGUUGAAGAAGAACAGUUAUGUAUUAGAUGGAUUCUCCUAUGCCCUACAGAUUUGGCUUAUGGAGGCGAUUCCAGACAUUGGGACUUUGCUGGGUCAAAAGUACAAGGAAGGCAUAACCAGUGUGAGAUGUCAGAACUGUAUGGAAAGAACUAAAGCGGUUGUGUUUCCAUUCAUAUCUGAUACCGGAAACAAUGAUGUCGUUGCUAGUGUGAGAUUCAAAAGGGAUGAUGAGAAGAAAGAUGAACGAGUUGACAAAAUUAUUUCCUUGAUCAAUGCAAAAUUUGAUUGGAGCAAAUUCGUUUGGCAAGUUGAGGAAGAUAUGCGGACUCAAGAUCAGCUACAUGAGAAGGUUGAUGUUGCUGUGGAAGCUAGUCAAGAUCAGAUAGAUGGGAAAGAUGAGGUUGCCGUGGAAGGUGAACUAGAAGUAUCUGAAAAAGAAGAACAGGUUGAACCUGUAGCUAAAAGAAGGGUCACGAGGAACGCAAAGGAUCCCGGUUGUGAGUCUAGGAAGAGACAACUACUUUGCCAACGCGCGGCAGAACAGAACACUGGUCUCGAUGAUCAAACGAAGAUUUUUAUUACGGGAUUGUUCAACACCUCCUUCAACUCAAUGAAGGAAGAGGUUAAGAAGCAUGUGGAUCAUCGCUAUGACAAGCUUGACAGUGAGAUUGCAUAG
Brassica napus (rape) is the source of this 762-nucleotide messenger RNA. RefSeq lists its product as uncharacterized. The coding region runs from base 1 to 762 and encodes 253 amino acids. The record is from RefSeq and is a predicted model, not a curated record. Lineage: Eukaryota; Viridiplantae; Streptophyta; Magnoliopsida; Brassicales; Brassicaceae. The transcript is spliced from 2 exons.